Dimorphilus gyrociliatus is the source of this 3946-nucleotide messenger RNA. NCBI's taxonomy places the organism in Eukaryota, Metazoa, Annelida, Polychaeta, Dinophilidae. The record is from the annotation of a GenBank genome assembly.
UAUGGCAACAACGCAUAUGCCCGAGCGCUAUCUUCAAUCGAUGUGUAAUGACGUCACCGCGUUUGUUGCUCGACAUUCAUUCUCUCGAAGAGGAACGGAAAAGAAGAAGAUGGGGGCGGGAUGUUCCAACGGCGUACCGCCUCAAACUCAUAACAACAGUUCAACCAGAAACGAGAUGUCUAUUCACUCUACGAAAACUGGAAAAAGAACCAGUAUAUCGGGUGAUAGUAGCUCUAAUGACGAUUCUUUAGACGAAGAACCAUCCGAACCACUUGACAGCGAAUCUCCUCUUCAUCAAAGUUCUCACGGACCGCCGUCACCUUCUCUACCAAAGCCUGAAGAUCCAAAAGUUGCGUCCAUUUCGACUUUGCAAAAUCGAAUACAAAAGUUAUUGUAUGGGCGUAUGGAUAAUACAAUAUGUGACGACGAGAAUAUAAUUCGUUUACACUUGAUUAUGAAUGGAAUUGAAUGGGAAGUUGAAAAGAAAGUUUUCGAUUCCAAUAUCUUCCCAGAAAUACGUGAUAGCUUGAGAGAAAGGGGAUACGACUUCGAAGUAAUGUAUUCCGGAUAUGGCAAUCACGCUGACCGCACUUUAUCUAAGUAUUUUUUACGAAAAUAUAAACAUGAUUUGGCUAUAGUUUGCAUAGGCAAUAAAAUAGGACCUCUUUCCCUUCCAACUGAAAUCGAUAUUGAAGAUUAUAAUACAAUAAUGCAAAAUGUUUGUCACGAUGCCGCUGCACAGACGCUCUUGUCGACUGCCUAUACAGUUAUACCACCAAAGGCGAAGCUUUGUUCCCCUCCACCAGGUGGUUUGAUUGAAUGGGAGAAGGAGGCAGUUCUAAAUGGAUUGAUGAAUUCUUAUUUGCGUUCUAGUUUAGAGGAGGAAUUAGAUGAAACGAUUCUAAAGGAAACUGCACUUGACGGCUCUUUCGUUUUUGUACAACGCACAUUCAAUGGUCAUCAAAAUAAUAAUUCGCUACCGCAAAAUUAUUUCGAUCUUGAUGUAAACGGCGGUAUUGACGAGCAACUAUUGACUCAUUUGUCAAAAAUCAUUGAAGCCACUACAGAAAAAGUAGACGCUAGCAAGCAUCUUACUUACACCUUGCCUUGGCUAGGCGACGGUAUUAACAAAGAACACAUUGCUCAUGCAAAAUAUCUAGAUAGCCUUAAGGUAGAUGUGACUAAACUUGUAAAAGAGUUGAUCGACAGGAAAUUAGACACUGUAACGGAAGCGAGAAAACGAACUUAUACAAGGAAAAUUUCUCGAAUGCUCGAAGAAGAGAUCGAGGCGCAAGCCCGGCAGAGUUUGAGAAUUAUAAGUAAAUUUAACGGUAGGGCCGACGUCAUAUCUAAGCUACAGAAUUAUUUAAUAACACGUCACCCCAAUUCCCUAUCCGAUGUCUCUCAUCCUGUUGUACUUCACGGAGCCAGAGGUUGUGGUAAGAGUUCAAUAGCCUCGUGGUUGGCUCAUCAUUAUUGCUAUCAAAGUAAUUGGACGGGGGGUAUUUGUAUUCUACGACAUGUAGCCUCUACAAGCUUUUCAAAUACUUUGGCGCAGCUUUUGAGAACCUUAUCUGAGCAGCUUUGCAUGCUGACUGACGCUCCCUUAUCAUUUGCCUACAGAACCACUCAACAAUACGUUGCCGUCUUUGGAGAACUAAUUAAGAAGACGGCUAAGGGCGUUCCCCUAUUAAUUAUUUUAGAUGGAGCUAACGCCCUAGCAGAAGGAGGAGGAGGUGGUUGGGGUUGGAUUCCUAAGGAUUUACCCGCUCACGUUAGACUGAUAAUUACAACACAAACCGAUUCUGCAUCUCAUAUGGCAAUAAGGUCUGUUCUUGAGAGGCUAGAUUAUGAAAUCGAAAUUCCGCCUUUAACAGCGACCGAUUCCCUUACCCAAUUUCAAUUUAGUCUCAGUGAACAAGGCAGUAUAGGAAUCGCUAAUAGGUAUCAGCAUAUUUUACAACGACACCUUGAGGAUUUGAGAAAUCCCAUGUAUGCAAAAUUAUUAGUCGUUCACUCGCAAUUUUGGAAAGAGACGCCUCAGUUAUUUUCAACAUAUGAAGAGCAAUUUGAUGCACUAUGUGAUACUUUGGAAUUGAAUUUUGGUAAAUCAUUUCGUUACAUUCCGUUAUUUCUGGCCUGUUCCAGAUUCGGUCUAAAUCAGACAGAAAUGCUUCAUCUACUUUCCAGCAACGAUCGAUUUAUGGAAGACGAUUCAAAUAAAUGGAAAUACACGGCAGAUUAUGCUUUUCUUUUUUUUAAACGCCAUCUACAACCUUUCUUAACUGAAUUUAGCAUGUCUGGGUACGUUUUAACGCGAAUAAAACAUUCGAAUUUUAGCAAUUCCCUAUUUUUAAAAUAUGAAAAAGAUAUUAAACCGAUAAGACAGUCCCUCCUCGACUAUUUUCGAAGUCAAUCGGAAACUAUAGGAAAUGAGUAUAAUCGGCGAAAAUUUGAUGAAAUGUCCUGGCAAAUGUUUAAAUUACAAGAUGAAAGUUUUGUUGAUAAUUAUGUCCUGAAUAAGGAUUGGUUAAGGAAGAGAAUAUGCUCUUCUUCAGUUUCUAGCGCUAUGCACGACGUAUCUCUUGCUUUGUUACUGCAGCCCAAGAAUUCAUCCUUAUCAUUUCUACUUGAAUUCUUGCAAAAGUGCUCUAGACCUUUAUCACAUGAUGGUUCUCAAUUGGAUUCCCAAUUAUAUUUAAGAUUACCAAGUGAUAAUGAUCAAAUAUUAAAUGACGCUCCCGCAGUAAGAAAAAUGCGAGAUGAAUGCAUCAAAUCACCUUGUACACCUUUGCUCACACCAAAACCGCCUUGUUUACCGUAUUACAGUAAUGUAGAGGAUGAAAAAAGAUGCUCCAUUAUGGCAAUCUUUCGCGUAAAAAAUAGUCGGCGACACAUUGUCGUUUUGGAGAAGGAAGGAAGACUCAGAGUUAUUAAUACGUCAUCUGGCCAAACUGUUCGAACGCUCUCUGGCUUGAAUGAGCCAAAAAAUGUUAAAAUGUCCUCCACAACAAAAGCUGUAGUACUAUGCGACCGAGAAUUAAUGGUAUAUGAUUUAAAUAAUGGAGAAUUAUUAACAAAGCUUAAAGGUGUUUUGAAUCUCUUCAUGCCGUUUUUCGGUAUACAUAACGAGGAACACGUUAUUGCUUUGUCUCGUAAUAGAAUGUAUAUAAAUGUUAUAAAUGCCUCUUCUGGCGAUGUGAUAGCAACCUUUAAGGCGGGAGAGGAUCGUUUUCUGGACAGCCUACUUGUCUCUGACAAUGGCCAGAAGUGUGUAUGCGGUGAUGAAGUUCAAAAGCCUUUUCCCCUUCUUGUCUGGGAUUUAGUCAACAGGAGACUAAUUCACGACUUGAGGAUACCCGGAAACGAUUUUAUAACAAAAAUUUCAGCCAUUGAUGCCGAAGGAAGAUUUAUUGUUUGCGCUUGUAAGGAAAUAGAUGAUCCUACUCCAUAUUUUCUCAUAGUCUAUGAUCUUCAUAGCGGCGUUUUAUUUAAAAAGUGGAAACCAAACCAUAGCCCAACUUGUGUGGCAAUAACGCCGGAAACUGUUAUUUCCGGUCAGGAAGACGGCCUAGUACUUGUUUGGGAUUUAAUUAGUGGAAUUUUGAAAUAUGAAUUGAGAGGUCACUGCGACGGACCAACUCAUAUUUCACUUAAUUCUGAUAAUACGAAAUGUGUGACAUUUAAUACAUCUGGUAGAGAUAACAGUAUUCGGUUGUGGGAUGUAAAACAUGGAGAAUUGUUAGCCUCCUUCUGUCCUGAUAAGCAUGUCACUUGUUGCGAAAUAUCAGCGGAUGGUAAUCAAAUAUUUAUCGGUUUGACUGGAUAUGACGAUAUUAUCACCUUGAGCGUUGCCAACGCUACUAUUCAGGACGAUAAUGAAACUUUUGGUGAUCAACAUUUGAGUGGUAAAGUGUUUGAUCUUUCCAACGAGAAAAAAAAGUAA